Amphimedon queenslandica is the source of this 2063-nucleotide messenger RNA. Its product is annotated as myocyte-specific enhancer factor 2B-like. The transcript is spliced from 7 exons. Gene Ontology annotation, molecular function: protein dimerization activity; RNA polymerase II transcription regulatory region sequence-specific DNA binding. The record is from RefSeq and is a predicted model, not a curated record. Bases 208 to 1974 code for a protein of 588 amino acids. Lineage: Eukaryota; Metazoa; Porifera; Demospongiae; Haplosclerida; Niphatidae. Gene Ontology annotation, biological process: positive regulation of transcription by RNA polymerase II.
UUUGAUCACGUGAUCCCUCUUCUUUCUCUCGAAUCUCUCCAGACGCUAAAGUUCAAAGCCCUCGAUCUCAGAUUGUCUUUCUCUUUAAAAGACAAAGACAAGGCCUCCCUUCCUUUCCCUGUCGCGAAAAAGAAGACUCUUCUCGGAAAACCGCCCAAGUACCACAAGAAACCAAAAAUAGAUUCCGAGAUAUAAAUAGUUGCCGUCAUGGGAAGAAAGAAGAUCCAGAUCACCAGAAUUCAAGAUGAGAGAAGUAGACAGAUAACUUUCAGUAAGCGUAAAGCAGGCCUCUUAAAGAAAGCCUACGAAUUGAGCAUACUCUGUGACGUGGAGAUAGCAGUCAUAAUGAUUGCCCACAACAGCAAACUCUAUCAGUAUGCCUCCUCUAACAUGAACUCAAUACUGAUAAGGUAUACCGAGUUUAAGGACCCUGACGAGAGCAAAACGAAUGCCGAUAUCUUGGAGGAUAUUACAAAGAAGGAAAGAGGUCGUGGGGAUGAUCUGGAUGGAGACGAUGACUCCAUAGAUGCUUCAAUGUUGUUAGCAGGAGACGGAGGAGGAGGAGGAGGAAGUGUUCCUCCUAGAAGAGUAGCUGUCUCUGUCCCUCCAUUGAGCCCCAACACUCAGGCACAGUAUCAGAGGAUUGAUGAGGAGUUUGAUCAUGUCCUCCAUACUGAGUUACAACAGGCUCCACCACAGCCAGUCCCGUCACCAGUCCCUCCUUCACUAGUUCAUGUGCUGCCCACUAAAGUACCUGAUGCUAUGCCCGUCAGUGUCCCUGUAAAGAGACUUAGUUCCACGGGCUCUUCAUCGCUUACUGAUUCUCCCAUCACUCCUGGUAGCUUCCCUCUAAAGACGAUAAAGUCCCCUCUCUCUGUUGGCAGUACUGGCUCUAUGCCUCCACCUGCUGGGACUCCAACUCGCUUGCAAACCAUACGGAGUCAGACCUUGAAGUUACACUUACCUGGUGGUGGUCGUAACUAUAUCCCUCUAUCUUAUUCCGGUAAAUCUCCUCUUGUUGAUGAGGGAGGAGGAGGAGGAGGAGGAGAAGCUGAUGGUGACAAUGAAUCAACAAGCAAUAGGCCACAGCUAAGCGUUGUCAUUCCAGGCCAGAAAGGAUUCAUGUCACGAACAAUUCCUUCCUCUCCUCCCCCAUCAGCUGAAGGUGAUAAUGACCACGCCCCUCUGUCUUCCUCCUCGGAUGAUAGCCCCUCUGAGCAAAAACCUGUUCCUUUAACAGUUGCUACUUCUCACUUUCAUCCGCCUCCAGUCACAGUCAACACAGACUCACUGACCACGCCCAUAAUGUCAUUGACCACACCCAGUUUGUUUAGUAGCGUUCAACCUGGUCUGUCUAGUUUUGCGGCCGACGUCCCGGGGUUAGGUGAUAUUGGCUCCGCCUCUGCUCUUGUAGCAUUUCCAGUAAACAUACAACCAUCUUCCACUGGUAAUCCGUCGGCUAGUGGCCCCGGGGGGAAUAUUGUCAUUCAAGCUCAGAACACUGGUCAGCCAUUUUUACUCACCCCCAAGCAGACCCCGGGGGCCGUUCACACGUCGGGAGGACUCCUUUCGACUCCGCCCAAUUCAAGCCUCCGAGAUCUUGAGCAGUUGAAGUUACAAUACGACAAAAUCUACCAACAAAUAUCACAGACUUUACAGCAGCACAGUCAUGGAGGGGGAGGGCAAAGUGGAGCUCAAAACAAUGAGCAUAAAGAUUCCAAGCCUCUUACUGAUAGCAAUGGCAAGCUUGAUAGUAACAGGACUGAAGUUAUUGUACCAGGCCCUCCUCCUCCUCUCCCUCGAGUUACAGUUUCCUUGGGUGAUAGCAUUAGGGAAGACAGUGAUGAUUAUGAUGAAGAUUAUGAAGAGGAGAUAAGUCCUCCGUCAGCUAAGAAGCCUCAUUAUGAGUCUAUUGAUAGUGCUGCUACUGAUGGGAGUAACAACAAUAAUGAUGAUGAUAUGACUGAUGAGUAGUUUUGUAUAGCAAUGCAUCUAUGUUUAUACACAGUGACACACAGAGAGAUUUUAGUUCACUUUUUCAUAUUAUUCAUAAUUUUAAGAAC